GAGAGAAACCUCCAGGUUUCCAUUUAUAGAUGAGAAGGGUAGAGAAGGUCAAAAACACAUAACCCUAUAAGUGUUGGGGGGGGAGGGAUAUGUGCCAAUUAAUACAUUAAUUUUAGAAAAAAGCAGCAGUGGGAAAAAAAAAAAUUCUAUGUAUUCCCUGACUCUGGCAGUUUGACAAAGUUAAUGAUUAAAAUGUCCUACAUUUUCCCCGGAGUGUCUAUUUGCCUUGAUUGAUAUUAUUUUACCUUUUGUGGGCCAAGGAUGACUGCCCUUGUUUCUGUGUAGAGAUUAAUAAUUGAUUAGUUCACAGUCAGGAAUCUUAGUAAAAAGAAACUGGUUACUUUGGGCUGCUACUUUGUCCUGGGUCACGUACAGGAGACGGGGUGUUGCAGAACUUGCUGGCAGAAAAAUGAAGGUGAUCCUGGUUCUUCUGCUUGCUGUAGCAUUUGUGCAUGCUCUAGAAAGAGGCCGAGAUUAUGAGAAGGAUAAAGUUUGCAAGGAACUUGCCAGUCUGGGAAAAGAGGACUUCACAUCCUUAUCAAUGGUCUUAUACAGCAGAAAGUUUCCCAGUGGCACAUUUGAACAGAUCUGUCACCUUGUGAAUGAAGUUGUCUCCUUGACAGAAGCCUGCUGUGCUGAAGGAGCCGACCCUGACUGCUAUGACCGCAGGACCUCAGCAUUGUCUGCUAGGUCCUGUGAAAAGGACUCUCCAUUCCCAGUACACCCAGGAACUGCUGAGUGCUGUACCAGAGAGGGCCUUGAACAGAAACUCUGUAUGGCUGCCCUGAGGCACCAGCCACAAGAAUUUCCUACCUACACAGAGCCAACAAAUGAUGAAAUCUGUGAGGCAUUCAGGAAAGAUCCCAAAGACUUUGCUGAGCAAUUUAUGUAUGAAUAUUCCAUUAACUAUGGACAAGCCCCUCUAUCGCUCUUAGUCAGUUAUACCAAGAGUUAUCUCUCUAUGGUAGGAUCCUGCUGUACCUCACCAAGCCCAACAGUAUGCUUUUUGAAAGAGAGACUCCAGAUGAAACAUUUAUCACUUCUCACCACUAUGUCAAAUAGAGUCUGUUCACAAUAUGCUGCUUAUGGGAAGGAGAAAUCAAGGCUCAGCCAUCUCAUAAAAUUAGCCCAGAAAGUGCCAACUGCUAAUCUGGAGGAUGUUUUGCCACUAGCUGAAGAGAUCAACACAAUCCUCUCCAAGUGCUGUGAGUCUACCUCUGAGGACUGCAUGGCCAAGGAGCUGCCUGAAUACACAGUAAAAAUCUGUGACAACUUAUCCACAAAGAAUUCUAAGUUUAAGGACUGUUGUCAAGAAAAAACCCCCAUGGACGUGUUUGUGUGCGCUUACUUCCUGCCAGCUGCCCCAACACCUGAGCUGCCAGCCAUCGAGUGGCCCACAAAUACAGACGUGUGUGACAAAGGGAAUGCCAAAGCCAUAGAUCAGUAUACAUUUGAAUUAAGUAGGAGAACUCAUCUUCCAGAAGUAUUCCUCAGUAAAAUACUUGAGCCAACCUUCAAAAGCCUUGCUGAAUGCUGUGACUCUGAAGAUGCUACGGGCUGUAUGAAUGCUCAGGGCCCUCAACUGAAAAAGGAAUUAUCUUCUUUCAUUGACAAGGGACAAAAACUAUGUGCAGAUUAUUCAGAAAACACUUUUACUGAGUAUAAGAAAAAACUAGCAGAGCAAUUAAGAGCACAAUUGCCUGAUGCCAGUGCCAUGGAACUCCAAGGGCUGAUUGACAAGCGCUCAGACUUUGCCUCCAAGUGCUGUUCCAUAAACUCACCUCCUCUCUACUGUGAUUCAGAGAUUGAUGUUGAAAUGAAAAAUAUCCUAUAGUCCUGAUGCAUGUGUGUGGUCUUAGAUCUGGUGUUGGAACUACCUGGGAAUAUCUGAUGGCCUAACCUAAGCAAAACCAGAGCUCCUGGGGAGACCAGGAGGAUACUCCCUGCUUUUUAUCAGCUACAUUUUCUUUAUACAAUAAGUUUGAUAAUUUGCUAUAAAAAUAAAUAUAAUGCAGA
Messenger RNA from Neomonachus schauinslandi (Hawaiian monk seal), 2016 nucleotides. RefSeq names its product GC vitamin D binding protein (gene GC). Gene Ontology annotation, cellular component: cytoplasm; blood microparticle. Gene Ontology annotation, molecular function: vitamin transmembrane transporter activity; vitamin D binding. The transcript has 13 exons. NCBI's taxonomy places the organism in Eukaryota, Metazoa, Chordata, Mammalia, Carnivora, Phocidae. The coding region runs from base 410 to 1834 and encodes 474 amino acids. Gene Ontology annotation, biological process: vitamin transport. The record is from RefSeq and is a predicted model, not a curated record.